Molecule: messenger RNA, 566 nt
Organism: Vanessa atalanta (red admiral)
Lineage: Eukaryota; Metazoa; Arthropoda; Insecta; Lepidoptera; Nymphalidae
Gene: QIL1
Product: MICOS complex subunit MIC13 homolog QIL1
Exons: 3
Coding region: 125-490 (121 amino acids)
Biological process (GO): cristae formation
Cellular component (GO): mitochondrial crista junction; MICOS complex
Source: RefSeq, a predicted model, not a curated record
UUGACAUUUGACGUACGUCAAUGUCAAGAUUCACAUAUUACAGUAAAUUAUCUUAUAUUAUGCUUUUUAUCGAAUAAUACUUACAUAAUUUCUUGUAGAAAUAAACAUUUAGUCUUCAGACAAAAUGUUGAAGUUCGGUAUAAAAUCAGCAAUUUUAGGAUCAGCCGUUUAUUAUACCGUAGAUAAAGGGGUGUGGAAGGACAGCGCAAAAACAAAUGAACUUUACCAAGAAUUAGAAAAGGGGAUGUCUCCUUAUGUAGGAGAACUUAAAAAGCAAAUUCCUUAUGAGCUACCUCCUCUGCCUUCAAAUGAUAGGUUGACAUAUUUAUUUAAAUAUUAUUGGAACAGUGGAGUUAAGGCUACAUUUACUUUUCUAGUCGAUCUUCCAACUCAUGCUUCUAAUGCAGCAACAAAAUCCUACAAUUUUAUUUCUGCUGCAAUAGAGCCUGUUGAACCAAGCCCAGCCAGUAGUCAAGAAAAGGCAAAAUGAAUUUUAAGUAAUUUAUUGAAAUGUGAUGUCACUUGUUAAAUUAUUAAAAUAAAAAUGAGAUAAAUUAGUUAUUAAU